Theobroma umbraticum is the source of this 2102-nucleotide messenger RNA. It is a transcript of the gene AXR1, whose product is annotated as NAD(P)-binding Rossmann-fold superfamily protein. The record is from RefSeq and is a predicted model, not a curated record. Gene Ontology annotation, molecular function: NEDD8 activating enzyme activity. Gene Ontology annotation, cellular component: cytoplasm. Gene Ontology annotation, biological process: protein neddylation. NCBI's taxonomy places the organism in Eukaryota, Viridiplantae, Streptophyta, Magnoliopsida, Malvales, Malvaceae.
CUGAUAAAACACACCGUUGCACUAAUCGAAAGCCUCGGCGUUGUCCUCAAAACGCACGCGGACAGUGCUUGGACUGUAACUGUGCGUAGUAAGCAAGCGAAGAAGCAAUUAAGUUAACGAUGGCGGAGCCUAAAACAAAAUAUGAUCGUCAGCUCAGGAUCUGGGGUGAACAAGGGCAAGCAGCUUUAGAGAAAGCAAGCAUAUGUUUACUAAAUUGUGGGCCAACUGGUUCUGAGACUUUGAAGAAUCUUGUUCUUGGUGGUGUUGGAAGCAUUACGAUAGUUGAUGGAUCUAAGGUUGAGUUGGGUGACCUUGGAAAUAAUUUUAUGGUGGAUGAGUCAAGUCUUGGUCAGUCAAAGGCCAAGUGUGUUUGCUCAUUCCUCCAAGAGCUAAAUGAUGCUGUUAAAGCUAAAUUUAUUGAAGAGCAUCCCGAAGCUUUGAUCGACACCAACCCAUCUUUUUUUUCUCAAUUUACCUUAGUUGUAGCCACUCAGCUGGUGGAAGAAUCUAUGGUGAAGCUUGAUAGAAUCUGUAGAGAAGCAAAUGUGAUGUUGAUUUUUGCUCGCUCCUAUGGCCUGACAGGUUUAGUUCGCAUUAGUGUAAAGGAACAUGCUGUGAUUGAGUCAAAGCCUGAUCAUUUUCUAGAUGACCUUAGGUUGAAUAACCCAUGGCCUGAACUGAGAGGGUUUGCAGAAGCUAUUGACCUAAAUGUGCAAGACCCUGUUGCUCAUAAGCACAUACCAUAUGUUGUCAUCCUUGUGAAGAUGGCUGACGAGUGGAUAAAAAGCCAUGGAGGUAGUCUUCCAUCAACCAGGGAAGAGAAAAGAGAGUUCAAGGAACUUCUCAAAGCCAGGAUGGUUGCAAUGGAUGAAGACAACUAUAAAGAAGCUAUUGAUGCCUCCUUCAAAGUGUUUGCUCCUCGGGGAAUCAGUUCAGAUUUGCAGCAGAUAAUUAUUGAUAGCUGUGCUGAAGUUGCUUCUAAUUCUUCUGACUUUUGGGUGAUGGUAGCAGCUUUGAAGGAGUUCAUUGCAAAUGAAGGUGGUGGGGAGGCACCACUUGAGGGGUCCAUACCAGAUAUGACAUCUUCAACUGAGCAUUACAUAAACUUGCAGAAGAUCUAUCAGGCUAAGUCUGAGGCUGAUUUUCUUGUCAUUGAAAAACGAGUUAGGAAUAUUCUUAAGAAAAUUGGCAGAGAUCCAAAUAGUAUCCCAAAGGCAACAAUAAAAAGCUUCUGUAAAAAUGCAAGAAAACUCAAAGUUUGCAGGUAUCGCCUCAUUGAGGAUGAGUAUAAUAACCCAUCCCUUCCUGAGCUGCAGAAGUAUUUAACAGAUGAAGAUUACAGUAUUGCUGUGGGAUUCUAUAUUCUUCUAAGAGCUGUGGACCGCUAUGCUGCAAAUUUUAACAGUUUUCCUGGGCAGUUUGAUGGUGGAAUGGAUGAGGAUAUAUCUCGGUUAAAAACUACAGCUGUUAGCCUACUUAAUGAUUUGGGUUGCAAUGGCUUAACAUUGACAGAGGACCUUAUAAAUGAAAUGUGUCGAUUUGGUGCUGCAGAGCUCCAUACAGUUGCUGCCUUCAUUGGAGGAAUAGCAUCACAAGAGGUGAUCAAGCUUAUAACGAAACAGUUUGUUCCCAUGUCUGGCACUUACGUAUUCAAUGGGAUUGAUCACAAGUCUCAGUUGUUGUCACUGUAUUAGAUCUUCAAGCUAGCAAUUGUUUGAAGUAGUAAAUGGUAUGUUCGCAUCAUCUCUGGUGCAACUACCUUGUGCCAUAUCUAUUUCAAUGGAAUACAUGUUCUCAACUUCUGGUUUCACCGGCAGAUUCCAUCGUGAGAUGGGAUGGGCAAUUUCAUAUGCAGGUAUAGCUUUGCUGCUCCAUUUUGUAAAAGAUUUUUGGGAUUGAGGCAUUAUUUGCAUCAUUGCAAGGCAAUAGCUAUGUGGUUUGAUGGAGAGAUUUUAAUGAUACUAUAGUUCAUGUAACCUGAUUCAAAUCGAGUAGGGAAGAGAAAAACAGGGAAAGAAGGAUAACUGAAGAGUGCGAAAGAUCUCAACAUUUAAUUUAUUGAGCGAAGUAAAAGCAAUGCUAAUGUUGGCAUUCCUUAUUCA